ACGACAUCCCUGCUGGUUCACGGGGACCGUUUGAUGAGUCUUGAGUUUUAGUGGUCAAGAAGUACUUGUAGAGCUUCAGGAGAUGCCAGAGGAGCUGUCAGCGUCGUCGUCGUCGUCCCAACCUACGGCUGAAAAGUAGAGCCGAGCCAAAAAGCAAUGUCGCAGCAUCCCUCGCGGGGUGGCCAGGGCCCCUACGGAGGACCAAGCGGAUGGCCGCCCACCAACCGAAACUCGGCUCCCAGUCCCGUCAGACCACCAUCUCCGUUCAGCCCCCCGGCCGGCCAGUACCAGCAACAACUGUCCCAUCAGAUGCUACGCGGUCCACCCAGUUACUACGCGCCCGGUGUGAUGCACCACCAUCCGCAGAGUCCGGUGCCGAUGUCGCCCAUCGCCUCGCCGGUUUUCGGUGGACAGCCGGGUUUUACGCAGAGGCCCAGGUGGUCCUCGCCUGGCAACUCCACGGCUCGACCCUUCGUUCCCGUCCAGCAGCCCAUACCGCCGAGGAGUCCGCCGAUAGGUGAGACGCCCCAGUCACCGCAGCCGUGUGGCCCGCCCGAGUACCUGAUCGCUCCGUAUCGGUCGGGUGAGUACGAGUACGUCGGCGUGCCGCUCGAUCCGAGCCGUGGGACAGACGAUGAGGAAUCGGGUCCCAGCACCGCCGAAAUUAUAGCCAGCCAGAGCCAGGAUUACGUCGAUGAAAAGUUGGCCGAGUACCAGGCGACGAUCUCACAGCUGCAAGGUAGCAAAACAAGUACGAAAAAUUUUCCACCCACCACAAUUAUAUCGGUGAAGCCUCAUUUGCCGAAAAAUAAUCCUUAA
Molecule: messenger RNA, 819 nt
Organism: Copidosoma floridanum
Lineage: Eukaryota; Metazoa; Arthropoda; Insecta; Hymenoptera; Encyrtidae
Source: RefSeq, a predicted model, not a curated record